AUGCUUUUCUUUAUUCUUAGCGUCUUACUCGGUUCAUUCAAUGCGACAGGGUCGUGCCCUUCUAACACAAUCGCUUUCCGUUCGAUAGGAGACAAGUCAAACAGCCACCACAACCACAAUCGCCACCAACACCACAAUACAUACUCGUCAUCAUCUACCACCACGACAAAUACGAGUGCUCCCGGCACAACAACCGCGAAUACAAAUUCGACUGGCACGACGGCGUCAACCACCACCACGCGGCGACGUGCCGCCUCGUCCGCUGCCCACUUGGACGCCCCACCCGACCGCAUCAACGGUCGGCCCCAAAGUAGCGAACAAGGCAGUGGCAAACACAGUCGAGCGAGCUCUGAUCUGUCCCUGCUUCGAGGCGUGACGACGAGCACCUCUGGAGACCGGGACGGCUACUACCGCUCACAAAACUCUCGAUCCCCACGCGUCGAUUCCCCCAACGCACAGCAGCAAAUCAAUACCUCCAGUUUCGGAGCGGAAAUGACCGAUGAGAGAUCAACCCAGUCGGUACAAGGCAUGCUACGGUCGACCGGCGUCCGGCUCGAUGCCGGGCAGGACUCGUUCCUUGACAUUGAAGAGUCCGAUGCCGAAUCCCUGCGCCGCUUCUCCGAGGACGUGCCCAUCCUCCAGCGCAAUGACGACAACAUGUUCGACAUACCCGCCAAGGCAGCUGGCAUUCCCUUCAACGACCUGGUCGAGCGCCUUCUUGCGGCUCCCAUGAACCGCGCCGACGCUAAUUUUUCUGACGUCUUCCUCUGCCUCUACCGCAAAUUCGCCGCACCACACGAACUACUUUCAGCUAUUAUCUCGGCCCUGACUAAAACGUGGGAGGACAAGGCUUCCCAUUUUCUCGAGCGCACCGCCACCCAGUUUCGUUACAUCGAGGUCCUCAACCGCUGGGUGUCGCUCUACCCGGGCGACUUUGCGCGUCCGGCGUCGCGCAAGCAACUCGAGGUUCUCAUCUACCGCCUUGCCGAGGAGCCCAUUUUCACUCUGUCUGCGCAGCAAAUCAAGAAGCACCUCGACAACGAUGUGGCCGAAGACGACGAUACAUGGUGGGCCAAGUGCGACGACGCGCCUCAGGACGAGCCCACAGCUGCCGGUGCGACUCCAAGCGAGGAGCAGCCUCCUGCCGACAGCCUACGAUCUCUCACGCUCCAAAACUCGCAGUCCUCCGACCAGCCGUCCAGCGAAGCUGGUAGUGGCGGCGCUGGCGCCAGUGCCAGCGGAAGUAGUGGCACGUUAGCUGCCACCCUCGGCUCUGGACGGGGGCUGGCACACUUCCAAUACCACUCGUAUGAGGACUACGAACGCGAGGCCGCUACCAUGGUGCCCAUGGCAACACUGCCUCUCAACAAAUUCCGCUACCACAUCUUCAUGGAUAUGGACGCCAACGAGGUGGCCGACGAGAUUACUCGCAUCGACUGGAUUAUGUUUAGCAGUAUCCGUAUUCGUGACCUCGUGCGCCACGUCUCUCUAUCCGCACAGGAGAAGGAACGGUGUCGCUCUCUCCGGAACAUGGACCGCAUGAUUUCGCACUUUAACCAUAUCGCCAAGUGGGUAGCUAACAUGAUCCUUAUCCGCGACAAGGCAAAACAUCGCGCACCGUGCCUGCAAAAAUUUAUGGCCAUCGCCCUCCGUCUGCGCCAGCUGCGCAACUACAACGGCCUUGCCGCCAUGCUGGCCGGAAUUAACAGCACGGCUAUCCAUCGGCUCGCCCAGACGCGCGCCCUUGUCGACCCAGAUAUCCAAAAGAGCUUUGCACGCCUCGUCCUGCUCAUGAGCACACAAAAGAGCCACUUUGCCUAUCGAUUGGCAUGGGAGAACUCGCCACUGCCACGCAUCCCCUUUAUGCCACUGCAUCGUCGCGACCUUGUCAGUGCCGAAGAAGGAAGCCGUACGUUUGUUGGCCCGCAGGGUGAUCGCGUUAACUGGAAGAAGUUUGAGGUGCUAGGCGAGGUCCUGCUGCCUCUCAUGAAGAGCCAAGGCACACCCUACCCGAACCUCAAGAAGCACCAACCGUCACGCGAGAUGAUUCUCGACUGUCGCAUGCCCAUGGACGAAGAGGACAUCUACCAACGCAGUGUGCAGGUCGAGCCCACUGGCGGUGCUGCGGACCUCAAGAAGAAGUUCCCCUGGCUGCCGAAAUGA
This is a messenger RNA of Sporothrix schenckii 1099-18, 2163 nucleotides long. Its product is annotated as Ras guanyl-nucleotide exchange factor RasGEF. NCBI's taxonomy places the organism in Eukaryota, Fungi, Ascomycota, Sordariomycetes, Ophiostomatales, Ophiostomataceae. The record is from RefSeq and is a predicted model, not a curated record. Gene Ontology annotation, biological process: Ras protein signal transduction; positive regulation of GTPase activity. Gene Ontology annotation, cellular component: plasma membrane. Bases 1 to 2163 code for a protein of 720 amino acids. Gene Ontology annotation, molecular function: guanyl-nucleotide exchange factor activity. The transcript has a single exon.